CAGUGCUCCUGAAAACACUCAUUCCUCCACAUAGAAAAAAAAUCCAACCUAUACCUCAUUUCACUUCUCAUACUGGUGACCACAAAGAUGCUGAAACAGAGAGAGAGUUAGAGAGAGAGAGAGAGAGAGAGAGAGAGAGAGAGAGAGAGAGAGAGAGGAAAAAAAGAAAAAACUCCAGAUCUGCCAGAAACCGAAACCAACAUGACAAAUAUAUAAACAGUACAUGAGCCUCACUAUAGUAUGAAGGUAUCUUGCUUUGUUCACUGCUGCUCCAAGAUGACUGUUUGGUGGCGGGCUCUCAUCUUCCUUUGCUGUGUACUCAACUGUGUGGAGUCCUCUUCUCCAUCUCCAGUCCUCCAGAGGAAUAAAUAUAACAACUCCUUUCGUCUCACGAGGUUCACCCGAACCCGUGUCCAGCUGCUGCAGAGGAAAUAUAAAGAGCAGCAGUUGGGAAACAAGCAUUUUGAGGACAGAAGCCAGCAGUUGAAGGACCUGCCAUUGCUUUCUACAGAUUUCUACAGCUGGUUAAAGCUGACGGACUGGGAACGACUGCAUGCUGCUUUCUGGGACAUGCAAGCCUUUUGGAAUAUGCUGGAGUGGAAGAGAAAACAGCUGGAGAAGGAGGAGAAAGAGCAUAUGGUGGUGCGGGCGUUUGGCACCACUUUACCUCAGAGCAUUAGGCACAUUCAGCUGGACCUGAGGGACCUGAUGAGCCAAGUCAGCAGUCAGAUGAGUUACAUGAAGAGCUCUUGGACGAAGCCAACCUCUCCUACAGCCUUGAGCCCACAAACCAGAUCAAAAACAGUAUGGGACAGCCGAGUGGAGGGUUACAUCAUUCUGAGGGAUCUAGACCUUUACCUCACUAAGCUGGCAAGAGACUUCCUCCUACUGGCAUCAAAAACACACUUAUGACACACACACACACACACACACACACACACACACACAC
Molecule: messenger RNA, 949 nt
Organism: Sander lucioperca (pikeperch)
Lineage: Eukaryota; Metazoa; Chordata; Actinopteri; Perciformes; Percidae
Exons: 5
Coding region: 241-912 (223 amino acids)
Source: RefSeq, a predicted model, not a curated record